AUGUGUAAUGACAAAAAAAAGAAUAACAGUUAUGAAUAUAAAGUAUUGAAUAAUAAAUAUGAAAAAAUAUAUGAUGAUAAUAAUAAUGACAAUAAUAAUAAUAUUGAUGAUGAUAAUAAUAAUAUUAUAAAUGAUAACAAUGUUGUGUAUGGAAAUGAUGAGUAUGAUAAUAUAGAUAAUAACAAUAAUAUUGAUGAUUUGGAAAAAAAUAAUAAUAAUAAUAAUAAAAAGAAUAUAAAACAUUAUUUAAUUGAAAAUUUACAAAAUAAAAGUUUAUUAUUAAAUAAUUUCUCUUCAGUUGAAGAAAAUAAAUUAUAUGUAAAAAAUAUAAAUGAACAUAUAACCAAAGAAGAUUUUGAAAAUUAUUUUUCUAACGUAGAUGGUUAUAUAGAAACAAGGUUUGUUGUAGAUGCAUCUAGAACUUGUAGAAAAUUUGCCUAUAUUGAUUUUGAGAAUAAAACAAAAGUUUUAUCAUUUUUAGAUACACUUCAAAAUAGUAAUAUCGAAAACUUUAAAACAUUAACAUUAAAUAAUGUGGAUCUUCUUGUAUCAAUAUCAAAACCCAAGAAAUCUCUAUAUGAAGAAAAAAUUGUGUUUAUUAAAUUCACAAAGUGUAAUAUUAACUGUGAUAUAGAUAUAAAAGAAAAAAUUUCUGAAUUUUUAUUGAAACACACAAUUGAUGUUCUGGAUAUACGGCUCCUGGGAGACACUACAAACAAACAUGGAUAUAUUGAAUUACAAAAUAAUGAAGAUGUCAUAAAAUGUGUUGAUAAUAUUAAACUAGGUAAAAUAGACGAACUGGAAUUUAAUUUAAAUUAUUCAAUACCUAUAAUUAAAAAAAAAAUUAUUCCUGAUAUUGAAAAAAUAAAGAUGAAUAAAGAAAAAAAUAAACAGCUUAAAGAAGAAAAGAAAAAAGAAAAAGAAUGUUGUACUAUUGUAGUAAAAAAUUUACAUUUCAAUACAAGAAAAAAUAAACUUCAAAAUAUAUUUGGACAAAUAGGUGAAAUUGAAAAUAUUUAUUUAAGUAAAAAAAUAUCAGAAAAUAAUAUAAAAAGAAAUAAAGGUUAUGCAUUUAUAACAUUUAAAAAUCCAAACGAUGCAACAUCGUCUUUAAUACUUAAUGAUAUUAUUAUAGACGGACGUAAUAUAUUAAUAUCUAAAUUUACAAAUGAUAAAGAUGGAAUAUAUCUACAUAAUCAAGAUAUAUAUAAUCAUAAUAAUACAACAAAUAAUUAUCAUUAUAAAAAAGAUAGAAAACAAUACCUUGAAAAAAAAAGAAUAAACUUGAAUAAAACAAAUGAUAAUCCUACGCAAAAUGAAAAAAAAAAUGAUAACCAAACAAUAGGUAUGACAAAUGAUGAUUUUAGAAAGCUUUUUUUUAAAUCAUAA
Plasmodium gaboni is the source of this 1389-nucleotide messenger RNA. Its product is annotated as putative U4/U6 snRNA-associated-splicing factor. The record is from RefSeq and is a predicted model, not a curated record. Gene Ontology annotation, molecular function: RNA binding. Bases 1 to 1389 code for a protein of 462 amino acids. NCBI's taxonomy places the organism in Eukaryota, Apicomplexa, Aconoidasida, Haemosporida, Plasmodiidae. The transcript has 2 exons.